Messenger RNA from Olea europaea var. sylvestris, 1154 nucleotides. RefSeq lists its product as uncharacterized. The record is from RefSeq and is a predicted model, not a curated record. The coding region runs from base 83 to 1000 and encodes 305 amino acids. The transcript is spliced from 7 exons. Gene Ontology annotation, molecular function: oxidoreductase activity. NCBI's taxonomy places the organism in Eukaryota, Viridiplantae, Streptophyta, Magnoliopsida, Lamiales, Oleaceae. Gene Ontology annotation, cellular component: chloroplast.
UUAGUUUCCGGAUAUCUAGAAUCUUCAUUAGCAGCUUCGCAAAAUUUACUCCAACGAAUGGAAUACUAAUUUCCGCAUAACAAUGGCUGCCGUGACACGUGUCCCUUUCCCCAAUCCAAUUUCAAUUGCCACCCAUAAAUGUGUAUACUCCAGUAGUCGCACUCGACUUCCAGAAUUAUCCGCCAUUUCCUCUUUAAAAGCCAAGAAUUUGAGGAGAUUUUCUGUGGUGGCGAUGGCUGAUUUAAACAAAAGCACUGUUCUUGUUACAGGAGCUGGUGGAAGAACUGGCCAAAUUGUUUAUAAGAAACUGAAGGAGAGAUCGGACCAGUAUGCUGGUAGAGGAUUGGUAAGAACUCAGGAGAGCAAGGAAAAGAUUGGCGGUUUAGAUGAUGUUUACAUUGGGGAUAUAAGGACAGCAGAGAGCAUUGCUCCAGCAAUCCAAGGUAUUGAUGCUCUCAUAAUUCUCACAAGUGCGGUGCCAAAGAUGAAACCCGGGUUUGACCCAGCAAAAGGUGGCAGGCCUGAAUUCUAUUUUGAAGAUGGAGCGGACCCUGAACAGGUUGACUGGAUUGGGCAAAAGAAUCAGAUAGAUGCUGCCAAAGCUGCGGGAGUGAAGCACAUUGUAUUGGUUGGAUCAAUGGGAGGAACAGAUCUAAACAAUCCCCUAAAUAGCUUGGGAAAUGGAAACAUAUUGGUAUGGAAGAGAAAGGCGGAACAAUAUUUAGCUGACUCAGGAAUUCCAUACACCAUUAUUAGGGCCGGUGGCUUGCAAGACAAAGAAGGUGGUGUAAGAGAACUGCUUGUUGGAAAAGAUGACGAACUUCUUAAGACUGAAACUAGAACAAUUGCCAGAGCAGAUGUUGCAGAAGUCUGCAUUCAGGCACUAAACUUCGAGGAGGCAAAAUUUAAAGCGUUCGACCUGGCUUCAAAACCUGAGGGAACUGGCACACCGACGAAGGAUUUCAAGGCUCUAUUUUCUCAUAUCACUACUCGUUUUUGAUUAAUUAUUGCUGAAGUUAUUUAUACAGUCAUCUAUUCCUUCUUCCAUGGGAUUAAGUUAACAGUAUUUUUGUGACCAAGAGAAUGCAGCUGAUGUGCUGUAACAAACUUUAAGCUUUUAGCAAUAAUAUCCAAAUUUUGAUUUUGUAAUUAAA